AUGCCCAACGCCUUUUUGACUUGCGAACUAAACGUAAACUUGAAAGGAGACAGGUUAUAUGAAGAUAUGCUUGGUGAUGGCGAGAUUAUUGUAGUUGUGGAAUCAAACAAGACUAAGAAGAGCUGCAUGGAUGUUUUAGUUCCUAGCUCCGGCCGAAAAUUAAAAUUUCAAAACAUCUUCGUCGAAAACAGUGAAGAGAAGUCCUACCUAUACAAAACGAUAAAUAACAUCCAGAACACGGCAACGACAUUAAUUCUUACUAAAAACAAUUCAGAGGUGCGUGACGACAAUGCCGAUGAUACUCUUUACAAAGCAUUAUCGGAUCCUUCCAGGCGCUUAACAUUGUACUCAAUUUCAUCGUUGGACCAGAUAGGAUCUUUAUACAAGUUGUUGAAAAACGUUAUAAACAACGCUGAUUUGCCACCUGUUCCAAUUUUAUUCAGGCGUGUGACGAAUUCUAAAAUGUUAAACGUUAACGUUGUACUGGUGAUGCUGUCGUUGUUUGAGAUGAUGGACAAGCACAAGCAGGUAGAUGUCUACCAAGCAGUCUACCAACUACAACCACACAACUACCGCAGCUGCAGCAACAACGACGACGACAAGUUUGUCGCGAUAUACGAAAAUGAUGAAGUUUUCAUAACACUGGACCAAUAUAAACUUCUUUAUCAUGUGACUGCAAAGAUUAUUAAUAAUGAAACAUAG
This is a messenger RNA of Helobdella robusta, 702 nucleotides long. RefSeq lists its product as hypothetical. Lineage: Eukaryota; Metazoa; Annelida; Clitellata; Rhynchobdellida; Glossiphoniidae. The record is from RefSeq and is a predicted model, not a curated record. The coding region runs from base 1 to 702 and encodes 233 amino acids. The transcript has 3 exons.